Molecule: messenger RNA, 447 nt
Organism: Lodderomyces orthopsilosis Co 90-125
Lineage: Eukaryota; Fungi; Ascomycota; Pichiomycetes; Serinales; Debaryomycetaceae
Gene: NCE103
Product: carbonate dehydratase
Exons: 1
Coding region: 1-447 (148 amino acids)
Biological process (GO): cellular response to oxidative stress; cellular response to carbon dioxide
Cellular component (GO): cytoplasm
Molecular function (GO): carbonate dehydratase activity; zinc ion binding
Source: RefSeq, a predicted model, not a curated record
AUGGGUAGAGAGAACAUAUUGCAUUAUUUACAAGAACAUAAUGAAACUGAUAAGGAGCUAGAAUUAGCUACCAACAAUGGAACCCAAGAGCCGAAAGAAAUUGAAAUCCCCCAAUUCAAACGCAAAGUUACUGCUCAUUCCAAUUUCCCAUUCACUUUAUCACCAGAUUCAACCAUAACUGACUAUUUAAACAAUAACAAAUUCUAUGUUGAUUCUAUAAAACAUAAUCAUGGUGAUCAAAUAUUUGAUUUAAAUGGUAAAGGUCAAUCCCCCCAUACUUUAUGGAUUGGAUGCAGUGAUUCAAGAGCAGGUGAACAAUGUUUAGCUACAUUGCCAGGUGAGAUCUUUGUCCAUCGAAAUAUUGCAAAUAUUGUCAAUUCAAAUGAUUUUAGUUCUCAGGGAGUCAUUCAAUUUGCAAUUGAUGUAUUAAAAGUGAAGAAAUCAUAG